Messenger RNA from Trichoplax adhaerens, 540 nucleotides. RefSeq lists its product as uncharacterized. The transcript is spliced from 4 exons. The coding region runs from base 1 to 540 and encodes 179 amino acids. NCBI's taxonomy places the organism in Eukaryota, Metazoa, Placozoa, Uniplacotomia, Trichoplacea, Trichoplacidae. The record is from RefSeq and is a predicted model, not a curated record. Gene Ontology annotation, molecular function: nucleic acid binding; zinc ion binding.
AUGUCAGCAGUCAAUACUCGAGUUUAUCUAGAGAAUAAGAAACGGCAAGCACAAGCUGCUACCGUACGAUGCCAAAAGUGUUUGCAAUUUGGGCAUUGGACUUAUGAGUGUCAAAAUCAAAGAAAAUACUUAUCAAGACGAUCCAGAACUUCCGAGUUAAACAAGAUGGAUGAUUUUCUGUAUAUUUCGCAAUAUGCAAGACCGUAUGAUCUGUAUGGCAGUCCGCUUCUGACAGUGAUAGCAGUAGCUCUUCGGAUUCGGAUAGCAGCACUUCAAGCAGCGACAGCAGCUCUACUAGUUCGAGUAGCGAUAGCAGCACUAGCAGCAGUAGCAGUAGCAGUAGCAGUAGCAGUAGCAGCAGUAGCAGCAGUAGCAGUAGUAGCAGUAGCAGCAGUAGCAGCUCCAGCAGUUCUGAUAGCAGUAGCUCAUCGGAUGAUUCAUAUCGACGGAGGAAAAAGAUACGACACCACUGAUAUGGCAAUGCUUAUUGACCGUUGCAUUCUGAUCUUGGGUAAUCAUUUCUGGUGUGGCAGGGUUUAA